This is a messenger RNA of Paramuricea clavata, 6858 nucleotides long. Lineage: Eukaryota; Metazoa; Cnidaria; Anthozoa; Malacalcyonacea; Plexauridae. The record is from the annotation of a GenBank genome assembly.
GUUUUGAUGAAGAAAUAUUAUUAGACGAGGCAAGUACUGUUGGUUAUUGGGAACAUUUUGAUGUACGAACUAUGAAAAUAUCCCCGUCUCAAAAGGUAUAUUAUUGCGACUCUUCGAUGCAAAGUUCUAAAUCGUUUGCAAUUUAGCCAGAUUUUGCAUAAAAUAAUAAUGAAUAAUUUGCAUUUAAGCGAUCUAUAUACCUACAGUAAUAUUCGCUUUUUAUUUUCAGUAUGUUGCAUUCAUUGCGGAUAUUUCAAGAAACGAUACUUAUUGUGGCAUUUUGAUUGACACUGUGGAAAACCCAGGAAAGAUUGUGGAACAGUUACCAUGUGUUAAUAUAGGUACAAGGAUUGGAAAAUCACUCACGAAGACUAUUCUAAAUGAAUGGAAAUUUAAUCGAUUGACAUUGAUUAUCUGAUGCAGAUUUCAUCUUGAUUGCAAGAGUUUUUAAAAUUGUAUACAAAAGCAUCUUUACAGAUAUUUUAUAUAUUGGCUAUUCUUGAAAUAUUUUCACAUAAAACAGUAAUAUUAACAAUAACCUGCAAUUAUUUAACAAGGGUAACAAAUUACAGUUUUCACUGAAAAACCUGUGGCCCUUGGAUUACCACAUGCAUGGCUUUAUAUAAAUCUUGAAGCCAAUUCAAGCCAUGUUCGCUUUUAUUUGCCGUUUUAUUCCAUUUUUGAUCGUGGUGAGACUUUUUCGUUUUUUUCCAAACUGUGGACUAACAAAUUAAGAAUGGUAAAAAAUUCAAACAAUGCCAAUUACAUCGAUAAGUAUUUACAUAAUUAUAUGUUUAAAAAAAUGAUUAUAUUUUUGGUUUGAAUAAUUAUAUAUUCACAAAACUUUCUAUCUUGUCAAUAAUUCCGCGCGUGAAUAUAACCACAUUCUGAUGGUAUUGAUAUAUAGGAACACGCGACAUGUUAUACCGAUCCCUGUCACAGUUUUGGUAUUAUACCGUAUUACAUAAUCUUAAUUGAACCAAAUCUCAAAGUUUUUUCCAAAUUUUUCUAGAGUGGUCUGGUGUUGAUAACAUCUUGUAUUAUACUACAUUCAAUAACUUACACCGAGCAAACAAAGUAUGGAAGCAUGAAAUCGGACAGGAUACAUCGAAAGACGAAUUGAUUUUUGAAGAAAACGACGCUAGGUCUGUGUAUUGCAGUUUGAAUAUAUUAAUAAUUGACGACUGAUGCAGUGAGGCAUUCGAAUUUCUUAUUGACGAGUAAGACUGUCAGGCAUUGUUGUCAAAAAUGCGCUCUUUGUUGUCGUUUUAAAUAUCUUAUUUCUACUUUUUAGGUUUUUUGUUGAUGUGAGCUGUACAAAAGAUGGUCGUUUUGUAACUAUCAAUUCAAGUUCGAAGACGACAUCGGAAGUACGUUGCUUUUAAGAAAUAGAAAACGAGUCGCCUUGUUUUAUAAGAGUUGUAAUGCAAGGCCAUGCAGAUAUGGCGGAAAUGGCGAGGGAGCCGGAGCGGUCUAGCUCACGGCCCCAUGGAAUGUUAGGGUUUAUAACGUACCCCCUCACCUUUAAUGUCAACUACGCAUGACAUGUGCAUGUACGUACCGCAUGUGUAUCAGUGUAUUUAUGAAGAACUGUCUAUUACUGUACAAUUCAUCUAAUUUUGCCCGUCAUUACAUUUCUACAAAGUUUUUUUUGAAACAUUGCAUUAAAAGGGUACUUGACACGGAGACGAAUGGCUAUUACUGUUUCAGUUUUACAGAAAGACGUUCUUACAACGUGUAUACCCUAAACAACGCAUAAAAAUGUGUCAAAUUUUCACUUUGACCUAUCAUUUAACCUUUCCCAACGGGUUGUGCAUAUCUUUUCAUGGAAGGUGCAAAUCGAUCUCAGGGUAGGUGCACAUGCACAUUUACACCCCUCCCCGAUCCCCAUCCCUCUCCUCUCUACCCAUCCUUGAUAUUCCUUUUUUAAAUUUCUUGGGUUUUUUAUCUCACUUCCGUAGUCUGGUUCACGUGACCUGCAGGAAAGUUCAUGGUCAUGUUUGACCACAACGUUCUUGCUAAAACAACCAGACUAUAUGUUUGGUAGAUAUAUAACUAGGGGCCCCUGAUAUGUAUCCAUCUAACAUAUCUGUAGUCGGGUUAAUUAAAUCAGGAAGUCCUGGUCAAAUGGACUAGUCUAUAGUAGAAACAUAUUAGAUUAACCAUUAAAAAGUGGCAAGGAAUAUUAAGUUAUUCCUAUUUAUUACGUUAUACAAGGAAUAUCUCAACCGGAUUGUUUUAAGAGUGUAUAGUGUUCAUUUAACAAUCGAUUAAUUUGAGUAUAUUUAUGUUUCAGGUUUAUAUACUGGAUUGUGGCGAUACCAAAGCUUCUGCGCAACUUGUACAAGCGAGGGAACCUGGUAUCGAAUAUUAUGUAGAGCACUGUCAUGAUUUGUUUUAUAUAUUAACCAAUUACCCUGACGGCGGAAAUUAUCAAGUAAGUAAUUUUGUCGUAAUCCGUGUUUCCUGUUCCUUUGGAAAUGUUAAAGAAUUUAAAUGUGAUCCUGGCCAAUAUAAAUGCACAAUGAAGUGUAAUAAACUUUUAAAUGCAAAAAAAGGCUCGCGACUCAAACCACAUGACACAUUCAGCUUCAUAUAAUAAGAGAUUUUUGUUUUGAAAACAAAGCUAUAGGAAGUUGUGUAGAAACAUGCUGCCGUGCUUUGUGUCUGAACUACUUGAAAGAGGUUAGACGAAGGAGGUUGGGUACCUACAAUCAUAGCAAAAAUUCCGUGGAUACUUAAUAAGUGUACACAUGAUGGUACCCCCCCACCCCACCCCCCCCCCAUCUACAAUGUUGGUUUUGACAUGCAUUUCACAAAGCUUUCACCUAACCAAUUUAUAAGCAUUCAACAUUGAACCUGGGGUGCGGGGAGGGGAGGGGAGGGGAGGGGAAAGUUAAAAUUACUGUUUUGCAUGUAUGUAUUGGGCAGUCCACAAUAAUUUUUGCCAGGAUUGUACGUACAAUGGACCCUACAGUGCGUUUACAAGCAGAACAAUAUAUUUAAGUCAAGGUCGCAAAGUUUCACGGGAUGCGAAUAAAAAGUCAGAGCGAUACCCAUAUGUGACGACCAUCACUUUACACCUUUUUCGUAAUGGAUUUAUCGUGAAAUGGUUGUGAACAAGUUGUGGCAGGGAUAUAGCAGUAGUAAAACAGUAAUACCACUGUCAUUAGAGAGGUCCACAGUAAUACCACUGUCAUUAGAGAGGUCCACAGUAAUACCACUGUCAUUAGAGAGGUCCAUAUAUUUAUCAAUAUAUACAAAUAGCGGGGGAGAAAGCUGAUAAAUCAAGACUGCUCAAAUAACAAUCAUGCAACGAUGAACGAAGCUCGAUCGCUGAGUUAAAGAUUUCGUGGUCAGGAGACUUUGAAUCACUCAAACGGUUUGUUAAAGAGUUGUUAAACAUUGUCCGGACAUGGUCUUCGCCUGGCGGAGAGAAAAAGUUAUUCUCAAGCAAUGAUGUUAACAUGCAAUGGGGGAAAAAGAAAUUUUUAGCUGUUGACGGUCCAGAGGCAAGUAAAGUUAUUCGUUGUCUUUUAAUUUUUAUCGAUAGUUCGUUCGCAGAACAGUGCUCCGAUAACAUUGGAGUUUCGUCUGAUAAAUGCCAGUGUACCGGGGUGGAAAUGGAAGGUGUCAAGUUAGAUAUCGUAAUUUUAGAAGCUAAAUUUAAUAAACAACUUGAAAUAUUACGCAACGAGAUGGCCAGUCUUAUCUCUAAGCCCGCUGAUUUGGGCGAAUCGUUUACUGAAUCCACACAGAAUGGGGAAGAUAUUUCCACAGAGUAUCUUCAAAAUGGCAAAAUUCAGCGUUUAGAAGCAGACAUUGCUAUCUUAGUCAGAGGACGAAAUUCCGAGGUAAAUGAAUUAAAUAAUCAUGUUUCGCGCGCUACUCUGGUUUAAAUAAAUGAUUACAAAGCCCAGUCGAAUUGUAAUCAAGACCCAACGUUUCGACACUCCAGUCUAGUGUCUUCAUCAAGGGUGAUCUAAAAUUGCAACCGUGGCUUCUUAAAUACCCAAGGGAUGACGUCACCUGCCAAUGAGAUGCAUAUAUUCCUCUGGCAAAUAGGCACCGUCAUCCCUAUUCAAAGCAUGAUUACUCAUAUUUAUAUGCCACGCUUCUAGGCAAAGUCUUUGACCAUAGCGAUUGUUUGUGGUAAUUAUUUAGAGUUUUCCCACGCAAUCCGCGAAACAUGAUUGAUAUACCUGGUUGCAGUGAACGAACAAACUUUGAAUUAAAUAAUAUUAUUGACACUCUAAAUUGAACUAAUUGAAGCGUCAAAUGUGGCCCUUAAACAUGAAAUUGUUGGCUUAAAAAUUCUAAAGUCAUCAAACCAUUGUAAUGAUAUGGGUAAUUGGAACAGCGAACAAUGCGAUCACCAAAGUCUAGACCUCAUUAAUCAAGGGACCAAACAAAAACAAAUGCAAAAAUAUGGUAAUUUACUCAAAGUUUGGUUAAUAAUCCUGAAGGUUGCCUAAAUGAUAAGGCAACCAUGCAUGAAGUCUCUAUUAUGGUGAAUAGUAAAGAAAGCACAAAAGAAGUCAAUCAUGUGAUUGAGCAGCGACAUAUUCCAUACCUGUCAUCGGACACAAUGCAUAGUGAGGAUUUUGGGAGGAAUCUAACCCCUGAGUGGAUUGGUAGUUUACCAUUAAUCGAAAUUAAUGUACCCAAGCCUUCUAAUCGUACGUUUAUUCGGGUUCAACAACAACAACAACAACAACAACAACAACAACAACAACAACAACAAGCUAGCCAAAUUCAAAAAACCAGCCUAAAAGAUCGGCAAGAAGUAAGCUCCCAAUGCAUGAUCAAGCUAGCCAAAUUCAAGCAAGCCAGCCUAAAAGAUCGGCAAGAAGUAAGCUCCCAAUGCAUGAUCAGGAUUUUUUUGGAAACGGAAACGAGACUUAAAUUGGCAAAAUUACCUGACAUUUGUUCGUGCGACAAUGAGACGGUAAACACAAUUCCUGUUAUAAUUUCGAAACGAAUUAAUAAGAAAUAUAAUGUGCGAUAUCGACAUAAUCCCAUCCGGCCAAAUGAUUUAAUUAAAAUUCCUAUUAAACACUUGCCGGGUUCCCAACAUACGUUCGUUACCUCCCUAAUGCCAUCUAAUGGAAAUCCCAUGCCAACCCCCAUUCCUCCAUCAACUUUAAGUCAGGAAGUCAAUCCUCUAAGAAAUACAGUGACUAAUCAUAGAGCACUAAGAAAGGUCCCUUAUCGUAAAUCAUACAACAUCCCAACUGUUCUAUCAGCAAAUGUUAGGGGAAUCGCAAAGAAGUUGACGAGAUUCAACAAGUUUCUGAACUUAGUAAUGUCAAUGCAAUAUGUAUAACUGAGACAUGGUUGUCUCCAAAUGCGUCAGAUUCCUCUGUCGUUAUCCCAGGUUACAAUCUAUUUCGGAAAGAUCGAGUGAAUACAACAGGAGGAGGAGUGUGCAUUUAUUUAAAUAAUACAAUUCCCUGUAAGAGGCUAGAGCAAUGUAACGAAGAUGGAGUUGAAUCUGUAUGGAUUUCAAUGAGACCCUACUGUCUACCAAGGAAUAUAACAUCCAUAGUACUAUCAGUAAUAUACCAUACGACCUCUAAUCGCGAAUCUGAGAAUAUUAUUCUCCGACAACAUAUUCAACGUAACCUUGACAACCUAUUAGCUAAUCAGCCAAAUGCGCUUGUAAUACUUACUGGCGACUUUAAUCCAACGUCAACCGGAUUGAAAUCGAAAGAUUUGACUCAAACAAAUCAUCUCAAACAACUUGUCACUUUUAAAACAAGGUAUUCUGGUAUCCUGGAUUGGUUUCUGACAAAUCGGACUAGGUUAUUUGAAUUGUCUCAGUUAUCUAAAAUUGCAUCCUCCGAUCAUUUCACAAUACUGGCGAAACCACUUCUAGGACCUAAGAAGAACAAAGUAACUAAAAAAUUAUUUCUCGUGAUAUGAGGGAUAGUGCCUGGCGUGAGUUUGGUCGAUGGAUAACCCAGAAAGAUUGGAACCCAGUCCUUAAUACUUCCUCCUGUGAAAAUAAGUUCCAACUAUUCAUCACAGAGUUAAAGCAAGGUGUCGAUUGCUAUCUCCCACAAAGGACAGUAAAAGUUCACCAAACAAGUCGCCCAUGGAUAACAAAUAAACUCAAGAUAUGGAUCAGAAAACGCCAAACCGCAUUCCAAAGACAUAUAUAAACACUGGAGGAAUAAAAUUCAAAGGGAAAUUAAAGCGGCCAAGUCACAUUAUUAUAAACAUAAAGUUGCAGAACUGGGACAGACUAACCCCCGGAAAUGGUGGAAACAAAUAAAAAGUCUUAUGGGACAAGACAUUCAACAGGAGUGGCAUUAUCAAUUUCUUGGUGACAAUGGGAAUGUUAAGAUACUCGCAGAUAGAGUCAAUGACUUCUUCUUGAGCAUAACUGAGAACUUUUCACCGUUAUCGCCUCUUUGUCCAACUCAGCAUGUCCCAAACGAGUUCCUUGUUUCUGAAGCAGAGGUUUAUCGAUCAUUGUCAUCUCUACAAGUAGCCAAAUCUGUUGGACCGGACGAACUCCCAAAGAAAGUAUUAAAGGAAUUUGCUACGGAGCUUUCUCCAGUCAUUCAGGAUAUCUACAAUCAGUCCAUUAAGGAAGCAUAUAUCCCAGAUUUACUUAAAUCCUCAAUUAUAUCUCCAAUACCGAAUGUAACCACACCACAAUCAAUUGAAAGCGACUUACGUCCAAUAUCCCUAACAUGCAAUUUGGCUAAAAUUAUGGAGGGAUUUUUCUGUAGGAGACUUCUAUCACAGCUGACACGAAAAAUUGACCCCCGUCAGUUUGCUCGUAAGGGUCACUCCACUACGGAUGCACUAAUAUUUUUGCUUGUAGCACGUCUGCGAGACGAUGGAUAG